CAGAGUUGACAGCAGUGUCGGCUGUGGAGGGAGUACGGUUAGCCCGCCUGCUAGCAACAUACAUGUGGAGGGUACCUCUGGAGGCAAUCAUUAUUCGAACUCAACCUAAAUCACCCUUUCUUACCAUAAAAUACACUCAACGCAUAUCGCAUAUUGAACAAGGACUAAUUUCUUUUCGCUAUGAAAGGUAGCCGGAUCGAGCUGGGGGAUGUUACACCCCACAAUAUUAAACAAUUGAAGCGACUGAACCAAGUCAUCUUCCCCGUCAGCUACAAUGACAAGUUCUACAAGGAUGUGCUGGAAGUGGGAGAGCUCGCUAAGCUAGCUUACUUCAAUGAUAUUGCAGUAGGUGCGGUAUGCUGCAGAGUAGACCACUCUCAGAAUCAGAAGAGAUUGUACAUCAUGACAUUGGGCUGCCUAGCGCCCUACCGAAGACUUGGAAUAGGUACAAAGAUGCUGAACCAUGUGUUGAAUAUCUGCGAGAAGGAUGGCACUUUUGAUAAUAUCUACCUUCAUGUGCAGAUUAGCAACGAGUCAGCUAUCGACUUCUACCAGAAGUUUGGCUUUGAGAUCAUUGAGACAAAAAAGAACUACUACAAGAGGAUAGAGCCUGCAGAUGCCCAUGUGCUUCAAAAGAGCCUGCGCAGCCCGUGUGCGCCCCCUGCUGGAGAGCUGCAGAAGGCAGACUAGAGGCUGAGCCAUCUGAGAAACAUGGUCUUGCCCCAACUCCCCCAAAAGGAACUGUGACAAAAGCCCCAGGGUUGACACAUUCACCACUUUCUUCAAAGGACAUUUAAAAAAUAUUAAUUGGAACACAAAAGUUGUUUUAAUUUUUCAUGAAACAAAAUUAAGCCCCUGUAUUUUGCAUUUUCUGUUCUUUUUUUUUCUCUCCUCCUUUUCUUCAGUUAGAUAUUUGAAAACAAAACGGAAUUGUUUAAGAGUUCAACAAUUGCUCGAUUGCUCCGGAAGGCUGCUGAUUUUUCUGACCGUUAAGACAUGGUGAAGGUUUCUGUGUUCUGCAAAGCGUGCUGUCUGUGUGUUCUUUUAAAAACGUUGACUGAGGUCAGGGGGCGAUUUUGUUUUGCUGUUGUGGACAUAAACAGUUGAACUAAAGAGGAAACAUCUUUAGAGGGUAGGAUUGCUGUCUGAGAAGGAUGUCCCCCCCCCUCCCCCUCAGAUGGUAACCUUGGAGUGAUGCUUUUGAGUCGUCAUGGUGAUGCGCAGAAUUCUCAGAACUCCAUCCCCUCGCCACCUGAGCCCACGGACAAUUGGGAAGGGAAUCCUGCAUGGUGGUUGAGGCGUCUUGCUUCUUUUUUCCCUGGCAGCAUGCAAUGCGAGAGCGUUGCACAAGAUGCAGUGUCUCCUUUGUGACAUGAACCUCUCUUGCGCUGUGAGAUCGGUGCAGGAGAGUGGGGAGAGGGGUGCAGGGGCCCCGCUCAAAAACAAAAAAGCGGGAGAUUGGUUGGAACAAUUUCAUGGUGGGGGAGACUGGAGGAGGAGACUCCACUCUCUUUCUGAAUGUUUUGGUUUCUCUACCCAUUAUUUAAUUUCCCUUGGAGUUUUUUUGUUUUUUUUGUUACAUUGAUGCUGAAUGGCUCAAGGCUUCUCUGGAGGUUUGGUUGGAAACCGAUGCUGCAGGUGAGAUGCAAAUAGGUAAAAAGUAUGCAGUGUGCAGUUGGAGGGGCAACACAGUGUUGAUGAAAGAACAAAACUCCCCUCUCCCUGUCCCCAAGAUACAAACAUCUUGAAUUUCCAAUGGAAAAUAUGUUAGCCUGGGUUAUUUUGUAAGCCUAGUACAAGUUGGCAAGAGUACCAGUGUUUUUUUUUUUCCUUUCUUUUUUUUUGUGUGCGUGUGUGUAGGACUUGCUGUAGGACAACUGCCCUUAAACAGGAGCAGUGAGAGUGAGUCGCGUAUUGUGACCAAUUGUGUGCUCUCUCACAAGCUCUGCGUGCGUGCGUGCGUGCGUGCGUGCGUGCGUGUGUGUGUGUGUGUGUGUGUGUUUAGUGUAAAUUUGAAUCUUUGAAGAUUUUUUUUUUCUCGGCACACUGGCAGCUAAAAUAUCUCCCACAGUGUACCUGUACUAUUUCAGUGAUGUUCACUGAUUACCAUGUCCACCUUAUAUACAUUGUGGGACUGUUGCAGGUCAAGCCAGCAGGUUUCUUGUGAAGGACCUGGGACAGACCCUCAAACCCUUGGAGAAGCCUUGACCCUAUGCAUGCAAGGAGAGGCGUGUCCUUUCCAACGUAGUUAUAAGCAUGUUUUUUUUUUUUUUUCUUUCUUUGAAGAAUUUUAUCUUUUCUGGAGCUCUAUAUUGUAAGACUUUUAAACCUCUAAAUAAAGGAAAUACUAUUUGCAGUAA
Molecule: messenger RNA, 2360 nt
Organism: Clupea harengus (Atlantic herring)
Lineage: Eukaryota; Metazoa; Chordata; Actinopteri; Clupeiformes; Clupeidae
Gene: naa50
Product: N-alpha-acetyltransferase 50, NatE catalytic subunit
Biological process (GO): mitotic sister chromatid cohesion
Cellular component (GO): NatA complex
Molecular function (GO): acyltransferase activity, transferring groups other than amino-acyl groups
Source: RefSeq, a predicted model, not a curated record